Messenger RNA from Ostertagia ostertagi, 564 nucleotides. NCBI's taxonomy places the organism in Eukaryota, Metazoa, Nematoda, Chromadorea, Rhabditida, Trichostrongylidae. The record is from the annotation of a GenBank genome assembly.
AAAAAAUCACUCACGCAACUUACAACUCCACUGAAGCGUGCUGCUGGUGAAGAACGAACGCAGCCAGAGAAGAAGAAACCGGAUACAACUUUCCUGUUGCCGAGUUUGCCUCCAGUGAGAAUCAGCCGUAUGUCUGGUUUGACAGCCGAGCAACAUGAACGUAUCACUGCAGCUAACGCUAAGAAAAUGUCACUUAAGCGUAAUAAAAUACGAUCGGGUACUGUAGAUCAGUACAUCAAGAUGGAAGGGCGAAGCCUUGUGUUUGCAGCGAAGGCUGUCAAACUCACUAUGGCCGAAGCAUUACCACCAAAAGCAAAACGGCCAGGAGCUCCAGUGGAUCCAAAUGCACCGCCCAGGAAGAGAGGACGUCCAAAAGGGCGAGGUGUUGUCCGAAAUGGCAUGAAAACGGAUGUGACGUCAAGAAGCGUCGGCACCCAGUCAUGCAUGGAUUUGUCUGAGCGUACUCCUGCACGACCGUUCCACAAUGCACACACAGUCAUCACUGGACGUCAGCAAACCCACAAAGGAGUUAAAAACCGGAACCACACCGCUCAAGAAAACUGA